Molecule: messenger RNA, 345 nt
Organism: Macroventuria anomochaeta
Lineage: Eukaryota; Fungi; Ascomycota; Dothideomycetes; Pleosporales; Didymellaceae
Exons: 2
Coding region: 1-345 (114 amino acids)
Source: RefSeq, a predicted model, not a curated record
AUGAAAAACCUCACCACACUCCUAGCCAUCGCUAGCCUCACCACGCUCACCGCCGCCGCUCCUUCCCUCGUUGAGGGCAGCUGCGGCAAAUGCGACACCUUUCCAGGCCCACAGAUAGGAGGCAACGCCCAGAUCCCACUGCGCAACUCUGCCAACAAGUCUGAUGGCAAGGCCUACAAGUGCACCACGUUUGGCAAGGAAGUGCGCCUCAGCACUUGCACCAACCAGAUCUGCAGUCUCUGCAUGAUCUUCAAGGACGAUGACUGCCAGGGCGAUAUUCUUCAGUGGGGUGGUCCUGGUUCUGAGUUUGGUGGGCAGGGAGCUCGUAGCUACUUCUGCAUAUAA